CCCGCAUUCAUUGGCCUUCUUUGCUCGGGCUCGUCCUUGAUCUUUCGUGUCUGCUGAUUUCUCCCGGAUUAUGCGGUUGGUGCGCUUGGUGACUCGGCCAACUUGAAAUCAUGGAGCUCUCACGACAGGAAUACCCGGCGCUGCUGGCCACUCUCUACCCUAGUCAAGCUACAACUGUUCUCAGCGACCGCAUUCGAGUCAUCAGCAAGAUCCAUUCGGAUAUCGCGGACUUCCUCCAGGAGCGUCGUCGCCUCGAAGAAUCAUACGCUCAGAGCUUGCGAAAGCUGGCGCAUCGCCCCCAACUCGAUAAUGGGGCCGCGCUCGGCAUCUUUCAAAUCCCCUGGCAGCGCAUUCUCAAUGCCACCGAGACGCUGGCCGUAUCCCACGAGACCCUCGCGACCAAGAUCGAAGAGGACGUGGAACGGCCCCUAAGGGAAUACAGCAGCAAGAACCGCGACAUGCAGCAAAUGUCCGGCAUUCAAAGUAAUUUGGCGGGACUAGCUAAGAAUGUGGAGGAAGCGCAGAAGAAGGUCGAAAAGGCCAAGGGCAAGGGCACGAAAGGCGCCGACAAGCUGGCCAGUGCAAUCGCCGCGGUGGACGAAAUUAACCAGCAAUGGGAGUCGCGCGCCCCAUUCGUUUUCGAGCAGCUCCAGGCAGCCGACGAAGGCCGACUCAACCACCUUCGGGACGUGCUCACCCAGCUGGAGACGCAUGAGGUAGACCAGGUCGAGCGCGGUCGGCAAGCUGCGGAGAGUUGUCUGAACGUCCUUCUCAAUGUGGAAACGGCCGAUGAGAUCAAGACCUUUGCGGCCAAGAUGGCUGGCAACCGUGCCCCCAUCUCGCCGGUGACGUCUCGGAGACAACCGUCUCAGGCGGAAAAUCCGGCUGCAACGCCGCCUAUGCAAACACCUCCAGCCGCGGCACCACUUGCGCCUCCCCCGCACAUUCAGGACGAUGCGGCUAGUCAGCGGUCGGAACAAUCGGAGAGGGCUACCGCUGUCCAAACUCCCCCAGCCCCAGAGCCGCAACCCCGGCACACCCCUCUAGGAGGGUUGAGGCGACUCGGCACUGUUAUGAAUAGGCGCAAGAGCGUGGUUGGACCAUCGGCCGGAACACAUGACCGAAAGACAGAGAAGAAGCACCGCAGUCCUUUCGCACCCUUCAAGAGAAGCGAUUCCUCGAAAGAUAUGCAAAUUCCCGAAUCGCCUCCAGGAACACCUUCGGACCGCCCGGGAACGUCCUUGACCGAAGAAACCACGCACACUUCGAAUAUAUCACGAGAUCGCACCGUGACGGAUACUGUCACGUCGGCUCCCGUCACUCAACCGGAGCCAACCGCCACCAAUGGCACCUCACAUGAGGCCCAGGCUGGAUUUCUGAGCAACGGUGCCAACCAGAUCGACUCGGAAGGAUUCACUGAGCGUCCUUCCACAAUCGAUGAGAUCACACGCGCCCAGAGGGAGGCAGGGUUGGAGGAUCCCGGCGUGAACCUGACAAUCCGGGAUCAGCCAAUCUUCGAAGAUGAGAGCCAGGCUAAACAGGCGAUGGACGAUAUGGCUAAUACUCUUCGAUUGCGUGCCCAGCAAUCUGGUAAUAUCCGACGGAAUGCCGGUACCAUCCGUGGCCGCCGUGACGUUCGAAACACGGUGUUUGUCCCAAACCCCAGCUCUGAGAUGGCCACGACCUCGGGAGCACCCGACAUGUAUGCUCCCUCAUCGCCGAUCAAGCACGGUGCAUCUCUCAGCAAUGUGACGGACGACCAAGCUAUGUCGGACACGACUUCUGUUCGCUCGGGGCACACCAUGCAAGGCCCUGUGCCUACCAUGCAUCCUGAUCUCUAUGAAUCAGGCUUGAAUGCAUCCAUCAUCGAAACAGUCAACGCUUGGUUCUCCGACGGUAUUGUGACAAAGUCCUCUGUGGUGGGAGAGCUUGCUCUAGCUCACAACCCCACACCCGGUGCUCCAGCGGAGUCCACACGGAUUCGCCUGGACAACUUCCCUGUAUUGGAGAAGGUGGCUGCCAACCCGCAUUUUGUCCAGGAAAUUACCGACGAGGACCGAGGCCAGUAUGAGAUCCAGCUGAGCAGCAUCUCGCGGCCCAUGCCUACAGUCGCAUUCAAGUACCAAAUCCACUUGGAUGAUGCUAACCCCUCCACCUAUUGCCCCGUCAUCUUCAAGCCAGCAUGGAACCUACAAGAACACCAAGCCAGCGCCAUCAUCUUCUACUCCCUCAACCCAUCCUUCAUCUCGCAGCCUGCCGAGUCUAUCGUCUUGAAGAACGUGGUCCUGACCAUCGGCCUGGAUAUCGCUGCCGAAGACGAAGCCACCAAGCAGCCGCGCGACUCUGUCGCCCACGCUACCAGCGCCGUCAUGCACCCGAACCAGGGCGCCACCUUCCGUCGCAAGAACUCCACCGUCACCUGGAGGAUCCCCGAGUUGGAGGUGAAGGCCCUCGGCGCCGGCGAAGACGGCAAGUUCCUGGUUCGCUUCUCGACCUCGACUAGCGGACCGCGCAAGGGCAAUGUCGAGGCCAAGUUCGAGCUCAGCACAGCAGCAGCCGGCUCCCGACUCGGUAUCAGCCGUGCCGUGACGGACGCGUCUCCGAAGGAAGUCGAUCCCUUCGCCGACGAGGCCGCGCAGAGAGCUGCCGCUGUUGCUUGGGAGGAGGUCCCGACUGCACGCAAGCUGGUCGGUGGGAAGUACGUCGCUGCCUAA
Messenger RNA from Penicillium cinerascens, 2714 nucleotides. RefSeq lists its product as uncharacterized. The transcript is spliced from 7 exons. Gene Ontology annotation, cellular component: plasma membrane; endocytic vesicle; cell division site. Lineage: Eukaryota; Fungi; Ascomycota; Eurotiomycetes; Eurotiales; Aspergillaceae. The record is from RefSeq and is a predicted model, not a curated record. The coding region runs from base 111 to 2714 and encodes 867 amino acids. Gene Ontology annotation, biological process: septin cytoskeleton organization.